AAUGUCCCGCUGCUGCUGCUACUGACAGUGUGUGCGAGUGAACUCACUUCUCUUCAAGAUGGAGAAACGAUGGUGGCAUUUCCAAAGGAAUUUCGGUGGUGACGGAACGGUUGCAGCUAUUUGCGAAGGAAUUGUGUACGGGAGUGAAGUGUUGGGAUCAGUUGAGUUGUUUUGUUUCGCGAAUUCCUUCUCCACUGCCGCCGGUGAAAGCAACGACGCGACGACGACGGCGACGGCGAGAGGACGCGGCAGCUGAAGAGAAACAACGAAUAAAACCAACCAACAAGAACCACAACAGUGGUGGUGGACGGAAGUUGGCAGUGGCCCGGGAGGAGGAAGAGGCGGUAGCAGGUCUCGGUUGGAACUGGUACGACGUCGUGCAGCAACAGCGGCAAGAAGUCAACCUUGAAAGAAGAAACGCUCAACAGCAGCAACAACCGACGACGUCAACCGGGCGGCAGCGACGACUGUUGGCGCGGCGGGGACGACGGCGCAGAGAGCGGAAGGAAGCUGGGCAUAACGAACUGCAUCAGCGAAGCCGUCGUUUACAGCGAGGGUGUAUCGACGGUGACCGGUGGUGGUGCUGCUGCUGCUGCGGUGAGGGGCGAAGAAGAUGUUUGCGGAGAAACUGCUCGCCAACGUCGUCAAGGCGGAAAUGCUAGCGAAUAGCAGCGAUACGGAGGAACUGCUGGAGAAGUUCGUUCCGGUUGGGAUGAUGAACGGCAUCAUGGGCCUGCAAAAACCCCAGACUGUCAUAACGGACCUUGGGAAGGCACUUCUCCAGGCCGCCAAAACCGGCAACACAGAAAAGGUUCAUGAGUUGAUGAGCCGCGGUGCUCCAUUUACGGCAGAUUGGCUGGGUACUUCCCCAUUGCAUUUAGCAUCCCGGUACAAUCAUGUGGACACGUGCAAAGUGCUGCUGCGUGCUGGUAUCAGUAAGGACAGUAAAACUAAAGUGGACCGGACUCCGCUCCAUUUUGCCGUCUACCAAGGAAAUGUGGAGAUCGUUGAGUUGUUGCUGAGUAGUAAAUGCGAGGUCGAUGCAAGGGAUAUGCUUAAAAUGACUGCACUCCAUUGGGCGGUAGAAAAGCGCCAUGACAAGAUCGUCGAGAUGUUGCUACAGCACGGAGCUGACCCAAAUGCUGAAUCCAAGUUUGGAAAAAGUCCCAUCACUAUUGCGUCUGAAGCGGGACAAGUGGAUUUGGUACGGAUAUUGAUGCUGGCUAAUCAGAUGCGGGCUGCCAGUAGAGAACAGGUACAAGAAGCAACUGAUAAUCUAAUGUUCGAGCUUCAGCAGCACAAGGAAAGAAAUAGUGCUGUCGCCGUAGAAGAGGGAGAAGACAACAUCACGAUGGACCUUAGCAACGACGGCAGUAUUUCAAACAUGUCUUCCACUCCUCGAGGAGGUUUGGACCAUUUAGAUUCCAACACUAAUGAUACCGACAAAUUCAUCGAGAAAGAAGAUAGUCUCAGUGAUGCCAUCAUCAACCUGGAGCAGAACACCGAACAGGAUAUUAAGAAAUUAGACACCAACACAUUGCAGAUGUUGAAGGAGCAUGGAAUAGCUAUGAUUCCAUCCGAUGACUCCGGAAGUAGUCUAAUUACGUCGGCCAUCCAGAGUGGGCGAAAGAUCGUGCUUUCCGAGGCGGGCAAGUUUGCCCUUAACGAAACCAGGGUGCAAUCUAAUAACAUGGGCGGUGCAGUGUCUCAGUCAGGGAUUACGCCAGGAAUGCCCACGACGACGAAGAAAACAAUCAAAAUCAUCAAAAAGACUUCACCGUACAUGGUUUCUCAACAGCAACAGCACCAUGCUCAGCAAAGGCAAAGUUUAGGGCACAGCCAUGCAGGUGGUGGGGGAACGAUAAAGACUAAUAAAGUUAUCAAAAUACUAUCGGCGGAGGAGUUUAAACAAAUUUGUGGAGGAGAGGUUAGUGGGAUCAAGAAAAUACCGUCACAGGAAUAUCGGAAAGCAGUGCAUCCUUCCGGAACGAUGAGAACGCCUCAUAUGCUCCACCGGCCGCCCGGGACGUUUGCCUCAUCCGGUUCGAAACAAAUCAAGAAGAUCGUAAUGACGAAAAACAGAUUACCGGGAAGUGUUCCCGGUUCCGGGGAGAAUGUUAUCUCAAAGUAUAGUUCUGUGAAUAGCUUCGGCAGUAAUAGCAGCAGCAUCAUCAAUAGCAAUCAAAACAGGCACAUCAUCACCUCGGCGGACGGUGUGAAGCGGCUGCGGACGGCAACCGGAAUGGAAAUAAUCUCGAAACUGCCCAACAAGAUACCGCAGGACACGGUGGUAUCGGUGGAGGGCAACGGUGGUGUGAUCGGUUCCCGGCAGAGCACCGGCAUAGUUCCUAUCUCGUCGGUGAAUCAACAGCAGCGGGUGGUAAGUAGCAAUUCAAACUUCUCUUCCAACAAUGCCGCUUUAAGUGGCGCCAGUGGUAGCAGUGGCAGCAACAGCAGUAACAAUGUCGGAACGUCGAUGAACCUCGGUGAGCUGGAACGACAUUUCCUCGAGCUGAAAAAGCAGUCCGACGAUCUGCGGAAACAGUUUGAACUGUCGCAGAAACAGAACGAGGAGUAUCGAGCUCGGGUGGAUAAGCUCGAGAAAGAGGUGCAAACGUUGAAGCAGAGCAGCAGUAGUAAUAAUUCUAGCAAUUUCAUAGAGAUACUUUAAGAGAACUAAAGUGAGGUGGCUUUAGAGAUUAUUUAUUGUUUAGUGCGCUCUGCUAGUUUAUACUGAAAAGUUUAUAAAAUAUUGGUUAUACAUGUAUUUUUAUAUUAAAAAAACAAAAUCGAUUGAGAUUUCGCGAUUUCAAUACCUGAA
Armigeres subalbatus is the source of this 2821-nucleotide messenger RNA. RefSeq names its product neurogenic locus notch homolog protein 1 (gene Atac3). The transcript is spliced from 7 exons. The record is from RefSeq and is a predicted model, not a curated record. Gene Ontology annotation, cellular component: nucleus. Bases 614 to 2671 code for a protein of 685 amino acids. Gene Ontology annotation, biological process: positive regulation of transcription by RNA polymerase II. NCBI's taxonomy places the organism in Eukaryota, Metazoa, Arthropoda, Insecta, Diptera, Culicidae. Gene Ontology annotation, molecular function: protein binding; transcription cis-regulatory region binding.